This is a messenger RNA of Drosophila persimilis, 1428 nucleotides long. RefSeq names its product protein MAK16 homolog B (gene Rbm13). Gene Ontology annotation, cellular component: nucleolus; preribosome, large subunit precursor. NCBI's taxonomy places the organism in Eukaryota, Metazoa, Arthropoda, Insecta, Diptera, Drosophilidae. The transcript has 4 exons. The coding region runs from base 70 to 1074 and encodes 334 amino acids. The record is from RefSeq and is a predicted model, not a curated record. Gene Ontology annotation, biological process: maturation of 5.8S rRNA; maturation of LSU-rRNA.
GUUUCAAGUUAAAAUUUGCAAUUUUGACCGCGUUUUAGCCAAAGUAAAGCCUAAAGACCUGCCCUCACCAUGCAGCACGACGAUGUUGUUUGGAGCAUUAUCAACAAGUCCUUCUGCUCGCACAAAGUCAAAACCGACACACGUACCUUCUGUCGCCAUGAGUAUAAUCUGACGGGUCUGUGCACGCGACGGACCUGUCCGCUGGCCAACUCCCAGUACGCCACCGUCCGCGAGGAGAACGGCAUCAUCUAUCUGUUCAUGAAGACGGCGGAGCGGGCGCACAUGCCCGCCAAGCUGUGGGAGCGCAUCAAGUUGUCGCGCAACUUCAACAAGGCCAUCGAACAGAUCAACGAGAACCUGGUCUUCUGGCCCAAGUACAUCAUAUCCAAGAACAAGCAGCGUUUCCUCAAGAUCACUCAGUACCUGAUGCGUAUGCGACAGCUGAAGUUGCGCCGCCAGAAGCUCAUCGUGCCGCUCUCCACCAAGAUCGAGCGCCGUGAGACACGUCGCGAGGAGAAGGCCCUGGUGGCGGCCAAGAUCGACAAUCAUAUCGAGAAGGCUCUGCUCGAUCGUCUCAAGCAUGGCACCUACCGCGACAUCUAUAACUUCUCACAGACUGCCUUCAACAAGGCCCUCGAGGCGGAGCGCAUUGAGGACGAACAAGACGAGGAAGAGGACGAGGAAGAAGAGCUGGAGGUGGAGCGUGAAAUGGAUGUGGACGAGGAAGCUGCCGAACUGCACAGGGAUCUGCUUAGCGAGGAGUUUGUUGAGGCCGAAACAGACAAUGAAGAGGAUGACGACGAUUCCCAGAGCGAAUCGGGCCAGCGCGAAGAGGUGGAAAUGGACAGCGAUUUUGGCCAUUCCGACGACGACGACGAUGAUGAUGCAGAUGCUGAUGAUAUUGAGGACAUCAAAGUGCCAGCCAAGAAAACAAAGUCUAAGAAAGCUUCGGAUACGGCUGAUGCUGCUGCUGCUCCAUCAUCAACGAAACGGCGUCGCGCCAAACCCAAAUUGGAACUGGAGUACGAGUAUGAGGUUGAGACUGGGGCGGAGAGGGAGAAAGUGCGCUAUUAGCCAGGUACUGGAAGAGCCCACAGAAACACACCCAAACACACACCCUCCCCUUAGGACUUUACGUUUAAUGUUUAUAGCUAAUUAAAAAGAAAAGAAACUGUAAUGCCGCUUAAGAAUAGUAUUUAAAUAAUUGCAAAAAUUCAAACAAAUUUUGUGUCUCCGAAUCAGAGCGAGAGGGCCAUACAUGUGCACUGCACAUUGUGCAGUGUAUGCUCUCUCUCUCUCCCUCUCUUUCUGACCCGAAAAUGACAUUGAAAUGUGCGUGAAGGCGACACGGUGAUACGACAUAAAGAGAGAGAGAGGGAAAGAGCCCCGGGAACCAGUUUUAUAAAUAAUCAAAAAAACUACAAUUAU